Messenger RNA from Klebsormidium nitens, 1332 nucleotides. The record is from the annotation of a GenBank genome assembly. NCBI's taxonomy places the organism in Eukaryota, Viridiplantae, Streptophyta, Klebsormidiophyceae, Klebsormidiales, Klebsormidiaceae.
AUGUGCCCUGGCGCCAUGAGAAGCCGCGCAGCCAGCGGACUGUUCGGACGGAGCAGAGGCCCUGCGUCCGGGCGGACGAGCGUGACUGCUGUCGUCGCGCUUCUAGUUGCAUGCACGUGGCUCAUGACAGUGGUUGUUCUAGUUCUCGGCCCCGGUGGGGGCCACGACGCCAGUGCGUCGAUCGGGCAAACAGUCGCCGACCGGUGGGCGUCCGUUUCAAAGUGGUCUACCGAGCCAUUCAAGUUUCCCUUGCAGAAGGAAUCCGGCCAGUCAUCGGAGGUCGGCAGCUUCAUUCCAGCCAAACGGCCGUUUGAAAGUGAAAACGAGGUGCCCACAAGAGGGGAGGUGGAGAUCGCCCCCCCCGAGCUGGACGCGAGCGGCGGGAAAGAUGCUGCACAACCGAAAAAGGCGGGCAGAGGUUCAAAGUACGACCAGACGGCCCAACCUGCGGACGUCCAAAACGGUCAGUGGCCCUUGUCAGUGACCGGGGGUGAGGAACGGCCCCCUGCGGGUGUCCCCUACGACGCCGCCGAAUGCUGCGAUGACGUGGCAGAGGAUGCAAGGAGCGGAGCGGUUCUGCCGGAACGGAGGCGGCCGCGGAUCGAGCUGGUCAGCUGGCGGCCGCGCGUCGCGGUAAUCCACGACUUUUUGAACGACACCGAGUGCGACCGGCUGAUUGCGCUGGGCGCGGGCGAACUAGAGCGGUCCGCCAGGGUGCAGCCGGACGGGCGCUCGGCCGUGGAUCGCGGGCGCACCAGCUCCGGGUCGUUCCUCGGGGGAUCCCUCCGCCAGGAUCCGAUCGUGCAAGCCGUCGAGGCAAGUGCGUUUGGCACAGUGGCUCGCAUUGCGGAGAACACGUUCCUGCCGCCAGAGAAUGGAGAGGUGAUGCAGAUCCUUCGCUACGAGAACGGCCAAUUCUAUGGGACACACUACGACCUGUUCUCCGGGGAGAUGAUGCGCGGACAACCGGGAGGAAACAGAGUCGCCACCAUGAUCAUGUACCUGUCGGACGUCCAAGAAGGCGGGGAGACCCUGUUUCCAACCGCUUAUGUUCCCGGACAGCCGACCCCUUCGGGAUUGUGCGGAGGAGUCCGGACGUCAGGCGUGUCGGUGUCGCCGAAGAAAGGGAAUGCCGUGUUCUUCUGGAACAAGAAUCCGGACGGGCGGCCGGAUCCGGAGAGCAUUCACACCAGUUGCACCGUGCUGAAGGGCGAAAAGUGGAGCGCUACGAAGUGGAUCCGGGAGCGCUCCCUUGAGGAGCCGCGGAAAGGGCGGAAUCCGUUCAGCGUUUUCCAGUCUCACAGUGAGCAGGAGAAAAGCACGGCUAAGUGA